UCAGCAAUUCGAUUUCCCACAGGUGUAAUUAGUUCACGCUUGGACGCUUAUGCGAUUGUUCACGUUUCGUUCGUGGUAAGGCUGGUGUUCACCCUCCGUUAGGGCAGAAAUUGGUACGGCAGAUCCACCUGGACCCUUCAAAAGUGUUUGCUCUCGGUGCGUGGAGUGUUUUUCAUAGUCGUUCUGUUGGCUUUCGCUUCAUUUCGCCAUUUUCAAGACUUGCCGUUUUCCUUUCUGUUAUUCAUUGAGGAUUUAGUGGGCAGAAGUGCCACUCGAGUAUCUGAACGGAAAGCAUAAUUUUAGCUUUUCAACUUGCCAUAUAUCCGAGAUAAUUUAUCAUGGCCGAACAGGAAGACAGGAAGGAAAGUUCAGCAGCCGUAACGGCCCCAACUACUCCUGUUAUUUCACCAGCUACAACCCCAACACCACCGGCCACUUAUGAUGAGGAAGCUGCUAUAGGUGGUGGUGCUAGACAGGCGGAAGGUGCAAACAAUGUGGCUAAUAAUAACAAUAGCAAUAAUGAGGAGAGUUCGAAGGUGCAGCAGGAAGAAACGGUAGGGGAUGGUAGAGAUGAGGCCGACUUUAAUUUGAUCAAAAUUCUACGCGAACUGAACCUCAAUUCUUACGCAACAAAGAAAACUAUUGCUCAAGCCAUCUUAGAUCUAGCAUUAUUGGCCGCAAACGCAUCUCAGUUGAAGUUCAUUUUGAGCGUUGGUGAAAAACACGAAUUCUAUCACAUAAUCCUUUGGCUUGUUGUCGCAUCGAUUAUCCUUCAGGUUAUUCAAGCAAUAAUUUGUAUAAUUCUGGGUUUGGUGUUGAAUAUCAAUCAAGUGGAUGAGCAAAAAGCUGCAGAUAUUGUCAAUAAUAUUUGUCUAUGCGUCGUUGUACUGAUUGUUGCUGUCAAUGUUAUAAUAUCUGGAUUUGAUAUGAGGGCAACGGACGAACUACAGGCGGACUUCAGGAAAUAUACUUGAUUGCAUUAAAUAGUUUAAGAUGAUGAAAAUUAGGUUACGCUUCCAGGUAGCAGCAUGAACAGCUAUUUGACUGCAAUUUUAAAAUUUAAUUUAAUGAACUUAUUUUGAUCUUAUAAGCAAAUAAUGCAAAAUAAAUAUUUUACUUUUA
Hermetia illucens (black soldier fly) is the source of this 1122-nucleotide messenger RNA. RefSeq names its product ninjurin-2-like. Gene Ontology annotation, biological process: tissue regeneration; cell adhesion. Bases 339 to 974 code for a protein of 211 amino acids. The transcript is spliced from 4 exons. The record is from RefSeq and is a predicted model, not a curated record. Gene Ontology annotation, cellular component: membrane. Lineage: Eukaryota; Metazoa; Arthropoda; Insecta; Diptera; Stratiomyidae.